Amphimedon queenslandica is the source of this 1157-nucleotide messenger RNA. RefSeq names its product D-aspartate oxidase-like. Gene Ontology annotation, cellular component: cytoplasm. NCBI's taxonomy places the organism in Eukaryota, Metazoa, Porifera, Demospongiae, Haplosclerida, Niphatidae. The record is from RefSeq and is a predicted model, not a curated record. The transcript has a single exon. Bases 29 to 1069 code for a protein of 346 amino acids. Gene Ontology annotation, biological process: D-amino acid catabolic process. Gene Ontology annotation, molecular function: FAD binding; D-amino-acid oxidase activity.
UUAGACUAAAGAGGUGUGGCUGGAUGAAAUGGCUCGAGUAGCUGUGAUAGGAGCUGGAUUCAUAGGGUCUUCUGUGUCCCUUCACCUGCUCCAGGAGCAUGGGAAGAGUGUGCAACUGACUCUAAUAUCAGAGUCCUUCAGUCCUGAUACUACUAGUGACAAGUCCACAGCAUUAAUGCUCCCCUUUGAUGUGAUUCCUCCUUCUGGUGGUGAUGGGAUUGUAGAGGGUGUGGGUGAUCCAGAGGAGUGGCUCAAAGACACCAUAUCUCACAUUAGAGGUUUACAUGAUUCACCGGAGGGUGGGUUGAUGGGUAUAUCACUGAUACAUGGUGUACGUGCAUUGGCCGAACAACCAACGACUGGUAGUCUUCCCUGGUGGCAUGAGCAUGCUUAUGGAUACAGGACUCUCUCUACUGAUGAAGUCAAGUCUUACAACAUACCCUCUGGGUAUCCCUGGGCUGAAUCAUUCAGCACAUAUGUGGUGGACUCACGUCUUUACUUGCCUCAACUACUCAGUAAGAUAAAGGCACUGGGUGGCAAUACUCUUCACAGUAAGAUUGAGAGCAUCUCUGAACUGACCUCCAAAUACGACAUCAUUAUAAAUUGCAGUGGGCUAGGAUCUGCAGUCCUUGCCUCUGACUCUACAGUAUAUCCAGUAAGAGGUGACAUAGUCUCGGUACAUGCUCCUUGGAUAAAAGAAUUCACAAUAUUGGAGUCUCCUACCUCAAUCACUAGCGUAAUACCGCGGCCCAAUGACGUAUUGCUGGGAGUGACUGCCAUACCUCAUGAGCACAGCACUGAGCCUUCGGAGGAAACCAACCAAUUGCUCAUUAGGAAUGGGACUGCUCUCGUACCAAGUCUUAAGACUGCAAAAGUGCUCACCAGUUGGGCUGGCCUCCGUCCAAUGCGUUCUAAAGUUCGUCUUUGCAUUGAUUCAAGUUACAAGGAGAGCGUUGUUGUACAUUGUUAUGGUCACGGGUCUAAAGGCGGCUGCUUCCAUUGGGGUUGUGCCGUUCAAGUUGGUAAACUCCUUCACAGUGCAAUAAUUGAGAAAAGUAACUCUAAUUAGGAAACACUUUUUGUUGCAUGAUAAUUUUGCUGCCGCAUUAACUAUUAUACUGAUUGAUUUUAUAAAAGUAUAUUAUUCAUUAGCAAAA